GCCCGUUCCAUGCCGUUCUUCACUUCAUUCAUAACUCCGGCUUGUUCAUUCAAUUACGUUGCGUCUAAAGCACGCCGUGCACCUGUCGUGUUCUCUACCUGCCACCCCGGGGCCGACCAGAAACGUCACAGCCUUCGGCCCGCUCGGUACCAUUGCUCGGUGGUACUCGCGAGUGACCAACCCAUGUGCUGAUCCACCCCUGCCUCUAUCAUGGACAUCUUCUAUGUGAAAGUGACAUUGUUUUUGGCCGCCCUCCUCAGUCUAUGGAGAGCCUCGCAGGCUGUGUGCUACUUCCCGCAACAGUUCCAAGGGGAAUUCGUCAUGCAAACGACGACGAAUCUGGGCACAGGCGUGCAAUACACCACUGUCAAUGUCACCUCCACGUCCAUUCCCAUUUGGGGCACCUGCCAUCGGCGCAAAGGCAACAACAAUUUCAUACUCAUGCUCAACUACAGGGAAACAAGUUGUAUUCGUUGUUUACACCUGAAAUUAAGAUCCGCCAACGUUUUACAAGUGUUUAUACUAAAUCAGGAAAUCAUUUCGAAAUGCUACACGAAUGAAAAGUUAGCGGAAGAGAAUUGUCCUUCCGAGGAAUCUUUAGCGAAUCGUGAAGCAGCGGAAAUAUUGCUAUUCAAAAGGAAUGGCUAUUACACACGGAAAGAAUAUUGUCCGAUUGAUGGUAAAUACUCCAUCACGUACAAAAACAAUAAUCCCGAGCAAUCCAACGAGUGUACCGGGAAUGACUCGAGCAUGGAUUCGUGUCCCUCGGGGUCUAUACUGAAUUUUCGCCUGAGAGGUUGCACGGCCACCCCCAAUACCUUCGACUUACGAUUCGAGUGCAUGGCAAGUUGGAAGGGUCCGAAUAACGAGAACUAUCUCAUUUUUUCCGAUAAUAACAGACAGCUCAAUGGGCAAAAGCCGAAAUAUCGAUGCGCUCUGUACCACCACGAGUACCGCACCGACGAGAUCCAAAUGGCGCUAAGCCGCGAUUCCACUUGUACCACGGACUUGAUUAAUUCCACCCACGGUUUCGAAACAUUUCUACUGACACCUCGGGCGGAGAAUCUUUGGCCGGCGGAAGCGUCCUUCGGAACGUGUAGUUUCCCAAAAUGGAUGCACGGAACAUGGGAACACGUUCGAGUCGACGAUGAUACCAUGAUCUACAAGGACCACUCCUCAUUUAAAACUUAUACCAUCAAGUGCGUUGGCGUUCAGGAAGAUGAGAAUAAAUACUUGGUCUUCAGUAGGACGCAAUGCGACGAAGAGCGGUACAACUGCAUGCGUAUUGUGGAGAGGAGCGACAAUAUACUAGAAUUUCAAUUAGGUUCGAAUGCUAGUACUACCAAAGACGUGUUCGUAUUGUGUUCAGACGAUAAUUUCCAAGAUGAUUCGUGGAUUACUCAAGGGCGAACUGACGCGUUGGAUACGGUGCCCACGGGGAGAUGUCCAAUUUCAGGAGAAUACGUCGGCGUGAUUCCGGACGGGGAAGACUUAUGUGCCAAAUUGUGGUCGGACUGCGAUACUUCCGAACUGAUGUACUAUCAAGUGUCUCAUUGCAAGACGAACGAAAUAUACGAGGAGCGAGAGUAUAAGUGUUUAGGGCACUGGCGGGAGUCGGACUUUUUAUAUACCUACACACAAAGGCGUGAUGUGGCUGCUGGGACGUACGAGUGCUUCGUCGGUGUGAAAAUGUCAAAUAGAGAAAUUUAUAUAAAGGAAGCGGGAGAACAUUGCCAAAGACAUAUAGAUCCUCUGCAUUACGGAAUGCAGUUGAAUAAAACUAGUUUAUAUACAUGUAAUUAUACGACGCCGCGGAAUCCUCCAGGUCUUAGAACUUCUACCAAGAUCCCAAGACCAACCAGCGCGUUACCGACUGUCAAAUCCACGACGAAAGUGUGGAAUUUUGAUACGGCAGGGGCAGAGACAAAGAAUAAUGACAAUGCAAGUUCAGCUACGAUUGUUAAAUCGACGUACUUACUGUGUAUAAUUGUAUAUAUACUUAGAUAUUUGUGAGAAAACGAAACCGAGAGACUUAACGUGUAUUUAUUAGAUUCGUAAACUAGAUACAUACAAGUUUUUUCUUGCCAAAAUACUUAAGAACUGUUGAAUCGACAACCACUUUUUAUACAUAAUUUAUUUUAUGACUUUACUUGCUCUGGGAGCAUCUGCGCCUUUAUUAGUGAUCAUUAUACACUAUUGUGAUGUAAAUUAUUUAUAU
Molecule: messenger RNA, 2218 nt
Organism: Zophobas morio
Lineage: Eukaryota; Metazoa; Arthropoda; Insecta; Coleoptera; Tenebrionidae
Exons: 9
Coding region: 211-2013 (600 amino acids)
Source: RefSeq, a predicted model, not a curated record